Erinaceus europaeus (western European hedgehog) is the source of this 1479-nucleotide messenger RNA. It is a transcript of the gene LRRIQ4, whose product is annotated as leucine rich repeats and IQ motif containing 4. The record is from RefSeq and is a predicted model, not a curated record. NCBI's taxonomy places the organism in Eukaryota, Metazoa, Chordata, Mammalia, Eulipotyphla, Erinaceidae. The transcript is spliced from 3 exons. The coding region runs from base 103 to 1479 and encodes 458 amino acids. Gene Ontology annotation, molecular function: protein binding.
CUCCCGUAAGGAAACCAGAUAUGCGGGCCUAUCAUCUCUUCACUUUUCUUUCUUUUCUUCUCCCAGCACUUCAGACUCCGUGCAGUUUCUUCUCCCAUCGCCAUGUCCAAGGACGCGCACACCUUUGGCCAUCCCUGCAGAACGCACCAGACGAACGACCCCAAGCUGGUCUCCGAUAGGAUCUUCUUCGUGGAUGCCUCCAACCAGAGCCUGGCUGCCAUUCCGCAAGAGCUCCUGGGCCUGGGGGAGGUGGAAGAGGUGCAUCUGGAGAACAACCAGCUAGUGGAGCUGCCACCAGCCAUCCAGCGCCUGAGCCGCGUCCGCAUGCUCUACCUGGACAGGAACCACCUGCGCGGUUUGUGUCCGCAGCUCAGGAAGCUGCAGGGCCUGGAGGGCCUGGACCUGAGCCACAACCCGCUGCCAGCCAGCUCCUUGCGGGUGCUCAGCGGCUUGCGGGGCCUGCGGGAGCUGCGCCUGUAUCACCUGGGCCUGCCUGAGCUGCCGGUCGCGCUCUGCAAGUCUCUGCACCACCUGGAGCUGCUGGGGCUGAGCGGCAACCGCCUGCAGGCUCUGCCCAAGGAGGUGGUCAACCUGACGCAGCUGCGGGAACUCUACCUGAAGCAGAACCUGCUGGAGGCCUUCCCCGCCGAGCUGUGCGGGCUGCUCACCUUGGAGGUGCUGGAUCUGGACGACAACAAGCUGGCAGCCCUCCCGGAAGAGCUCGGCAACCUCCAGGAGCUCCGGAAGCUCUACGUGGCGGCCAACAGCCUGCCCGCCCUUCCGGACGCGCUGGGCCAGUGCUGCCACCUGUCGGUGCUGGACGUGUCCGACAACCGCCUGCGCUCGGUGCCCCGCAGCCUGGCGGCGCUGCCACAAGUAACCGAGCUGGGGCUCAGUGGGAACCUGCUGGAGAAGGUGCGGCGCUUCCUCUGCAAGUGGACCUGGCUGCACCUGCUCUACCUGCGCUCCACUGGCCUGCACGCACUGCCCCGCGCCUUCCACCACCUGGUCAACCUGCGCUUCCUGGAUCUCCGCCAGAACUUCCUGGAACACUGUCCAGACCAGAUCUCUGAGCUGAGGAACCUGGAGUUCCUGGCGCUGGAUGACAACAGGCUGACCAAGUUACCUUCAGACUUUGGUUCACUUUCACAACUGAAGAUACUUGGGCUCUCUGGAAACCAGUUUCUCUCAUUUCCAGAAGAAAUUCUUUCUUUAGAGUCUCUAGAGAAAUUAUAUAUUGGGCAAGACCAAGGAGCCAAGUUCACCAGCAUACCUGAGCACAUUAGGAAGCUGCAGAACCUUAAAGAGCUGUAUUUGGAGCACAAUUAUCUGGAGUACCUACCUGCAACCUUGGGCUCAAUGCCGAACCUGAAAAUUCUUGAUUGUCGCCACAAUCUGCUUAGGCAGCUUCCAGAUACCAUUUGCCAAGCCCAAGGUGAGGAGUCACAGUCCAUUCAGCCUUUACUUUACAUGAGCUGA